AUGGGCUCCCCAGGAGUGCAAACUGAGCAGAAGAAACCGACAGGAGAUAAUAGAAGGAGCAAUAAACCAAUAAUGGAGAAGCGUCGGCGGGCGCGUAUUAACAACUGCCUAAACGAACUCAAGGCGCUUAUUUUGGACGCAAUGAAGAAAGACCCAGCAAGACAUUCUAAGUUAGAAAAAGCAGACAUUUUGGAAAUGACCGUCAAACAUUUAGAAGGCCUUCGGUCUGAAGGAGCCGCGUCUCCGGAUAGAUUUAGUGCGGGAUACAGGCAUUGCGUUUCGGAAGUAGCCAAGUAUCCAGGACUAGAGCCGGGCCUAAAGAGGCGGCUUGUUAGACAUCUCGAGAGCUGCGUUAAUACACCAGGGUCGAGGCCAACUGGUGCGCCAACACCACCAUCUGAUAAUGAAGAUCCCGUUACACCGCCGCAACAUUCUACGAUUCUCAUCUCCGCUGGACCAGGAUCAGGUGUACGGCUCGUCCCCACAAAGCUUUCUAAUGGCGACAUCGCUUUGGUAUUACCAGCGUGGGUCAACGCAAGCACUCUCGGCACUGUGCCAAACCUCGUCCCUCUCUCGCCCCGUGAAGCUACUUCAUCAACUUCUUCAGAGCCACGUUGCUUCUCGCCAGAAAGUUCAGGGUGGGGAACACCACCUCCCUCAAAUGACGAAGCUGUACCAUUAGCUUUAAUAACAAGAAGACAGUCUCCAGAAGAAAAACCUUGGCGACCGUGGUGA
This is a messenger RNA of Parnassius apollo (apollo), 735 nucleotides long. NCBI's taxonomy places the organism in Eukaryota, Metazoa, Arthropoda, Insecta, Lepidoptera, Papilionidae. The record is from the annotation of a GenBank genome assembly.